UUUCACUCUCAAAAAAUUACCCAUUUUCUUUCCUCUCCUUCUUUUCCUCGGUCCCCUUUCGCAUAUAUCUCUGUGUGCGCGAAUCUCUAACCCUACUCUGGUCCACGCUCUGUUUGAUUAUCGCUUCAUCAGACAUCAGAGCGAGCUUCGUCGAGUUUUCACGCUGCAAUCGGGCUUAUGAAGGUGAAGGGCUUAUGAAGAUGGCGGCUGAACCACUUACAGCUGAGGCAAUUGCACUCACUGAGAAGAAAAUGGGCAUGGCUUUGGAUGAUAUCAUCAAGAUGUCUAAGAAUACCUCAACUAAAGGAAAGAAGCAGCGAAGACCUCCAAAUAAAAAUCAGAAAUUUAAUGCUGCCAAAGAGAAUGCAUUGAAGGUGAGACGAUAUAUGGACUCCAGGUCUGCUGUUAGACAGGGGGCUCUUGCAAAGAGAAGAUCAAAUUUUCAAGGAAACCAAUUUCCUUUCACAAAAGAGGUUGCUCGGAAGGCUGCUGUUGCUCCUUUUUUUGUUAGAGCUUCUUCUGGUGUUCGAAUGGCAGAAUUUAACAAAUCAAGGUUUGGAGCUCUGCCAACACAGAGAAGGGCUGCAAGUGGAGGCUUUGCUGUGAAGGUGCCUCAGCAACAGGAAAAUCAGUCUCAGCAAGGGAAUGUGGCAGCCAAGCAGAGGCCUCAAACACUGGACUCCCUGUUUGCAAAUAUGAAAGAGCAGAGGAUGAGGGCAUUAUCAAGGCAGAAGAACAGCAAUUUACAACGUAAUGGAGGCAGUAGGCCAAGAGUGCCUUGGGCAAGAGCGCGAUUUAGCAACUGAUGUAUGUUUGGAGUAUAACGUUGCUAAAAGAUAGGCAUUGGAUGUAUGUUGCAUGGCUUGGUGCCCAGAUAAAAAAAAAAAAAGGGUUUGCCAUUUACUUUUUUCUCUUGCUUUAUUGCUUUUUUGGUCCUUCUGGUGUUCUCUGUUCAAGGACAUUCAACUUCAACCUUGGUACUUUUUUUUUUCAAAUAUAAUUUUUUUCUGAUCUAGCAGUGUAUAGCAGCCUGCAAUUCUGUAAAAUUGAUCAAUGUUUCUCUGCAUCAAGUGUAUUUAUCUUGCGCGGUUUCCAGAGCUGAACACUUAAAUGAAUUUAGUAAGUGGAAGUAUGGUUUUGUUAACUAAAA
This is a messenger RNA of Carica papaya (papaya), 1150 nucleotides long. RefSeq lists its product as uncharacterized. Lineage: Eukaryota; Viridiplantae; Streptophyta; Magnoliopsida; Brassicales; Caricaceae. The record is from RefSeq and is a predicted model, not a curated record.